AUAUCACUAACAUUAAAUUUUAACAUUUCAGCCUUCAAUACAAAUGGAAUAGUGUAUGAUAAUUCACCAUGGCGACCAGGCAGAGAUAUGGAUUUGGUGGACCAAGGGAAUUCUGAAGACGAAAGAAGAUUUAAAAAUCUAGCUACAAAAAUCUUAUCAAAUGGAGUCGAAGUUUUAGUCAAAGACAAAAACGAUGGCAAACAAGAUCAGACAAAAUACAUGGAGGUGAAAACUAUCAAGCCAUCGUCGCCGAGUAAAAUAUUUCAAAGUAAUUUUGUCAAAAUUGAGAAAAGGAUCGACAAUGAUAACGGCAAUAGUUUCGACCUUAUACAGCCAUCUGAAGUUAGUCACACGCCAUGUACGAGUUCUUGCUCUUGCAGCCAUACAAAAACAGAAAGCUUGAAGACAAAGUAUGCCAACGCCCAUGAUGCUUCUGCUCCUACAAAGUACGGGAUGAAAACGUCUAAGUAUGAUGCAAUUAAGGUAGAUCUUAGACCUACCAAUAAGGAGACACUUGAUAAGAAAACAAAAUACAAUCCCUACGAAUACGAUAGUGGGUCUCUAGCACCCACUGAUAAGGUAGUUGAAAAGUAUACGGAAGUAAUUAAUGACUAUUCGGAUGAGAAAGAUUCAAAUUCGGUAGAAGAAAGUGAACUGCUCACGAACGAACAAGCCCCUUCUCAACCUAAACCAAGCAAAGCUCCUGUAACCAAAAGCCCAGACAAGCAGAAGCCUGAUAAAACACAGAAACCCAAUAAGAACAAAUUUGUUGUUGCCGAUUUAUUGAAACUAGGUUCACUAGGGAUUAAAGGUUUAUCGCAACUAGCGCCUGUUCUCGAGAAAAUGACUGGUGGAUUUAUAAAGAGGCAAGAAAAUAGAACUACUACAACAACAAGCAAACCUGUAUCCAAACUAACGGCUUACAGCGUCAACAAGCGUAUUGAUACUGACGUGGAUUCGAAAAGUAAUUUUCCGAUUUACAUACCUGUAGAUGAGUUAGAAACAUCUGAGUCACAAAUUGGUUUUACUAAUGCCACUUUGCACCAGAACUUGGCAUGGGCAGCGGAACAUAAGCAACCUAAAGCUAGAAUAGUACCACCGAAAAUGAUUCAUGAAAGUCCUUUGGUGAAUGGAGGAAUACCUAUAAGCCCUGGAGAAAUCAUUACUGCAAAUUCAGACGUAAUUGUUGGGAGGCCUGCAGUGGGAGGUCCUUUGACACUCGCGGCUAGUGGAAUCAAACUACAGAACCCAGUAAACCCGCCGCCAUUAGAUAGUUUUGUGGCUGCUGAUGAGCAAUACUUAGUGCAUGAAAAACCCCCUACCUUCGAGCAACCUCCUACCAAUGAUCAAGCUGCUAUUUUGACUAAAGUUGACGAUUCUUUUGAUUUGAGACCCCCAGAAUUACCCAAGCCGAUGCAGAAACCAAUAAGGAGUCCGCCUCGACCUUCUUCACCACCAUAUAAUUUCCACAAUAAUAACGCGCAUAACAUAAACCCUCCACCGAAAAAUAUGCCACGUCCAUCUCUACCACAUAACAAUGAUCAUGCUAUAAAACCGGAAAAAGUUAAACCUGCCACUACUGUUCUAGGAAAUCAUGGGCGACCUGCAUUUUUAGACUAUAUUCCGUCGUUAGCCCGUCCUGAAAACAAACCACAAGAUUCUGAUGAAAUACCAGACAAUAGCCCAAGUUCUUCAGAGAUUAUCAGUACUAAAGUCCGCGUUGAGGAUAGUUAUCCCAUACCCGAUAACAAUGGUUUAAUGAGUAAACCAUUUUUGGUAGACAUUCAACCUUCCAGAGUUGCUAAUGUGUUAAUUCCACACGGAAGUUCUACAGCUUUAGUGUUUGCUGGAUCUUCAGAGCCACAUAAAACUGGUGAUUAUGUUGAUGACCCCUUGCCUUACCCUGAACCUGGGUAUUUUGGUAGCUUUAGUAUAGAUGCUCCUCAAAUGACUAAUGUUCAUAAUGUCGCACCGACCAGCAAUAAACAAUUUGCCGUCAAGCCUACUCAUAGACCAUUAGAACCGUAUAAACCACCACAAAGUUAUAAGAAUCAUACGUUUAAACCUGACCAAAAAAUUAAAUGGAAGGAAACUAAACCUACUUUUGAUUACAACAAGAUUCCUCCACCAACGAGUAACCAAGAAACUUUCUUGCAAGUAGGUCCUCAUAUAACUGCUUACAAUCCUAAUAUUUAUCGUCCUAACAAUGGAAACUUUGAACAUUAUAGUCAUGUUAGAGGCAAAGAAAAGAAAAAAGAAGUCAUCGACAAGGAAUAUGAAAAUUAUUUAGCAGUGCCACCUCCACCACCAAAAAUGCACUUCAAUCAUGAAAGUAACAAUGAUAAAAAUAAACCAUAUCUUCAAAAACCAAUCAUUCAUACAAAACCAGUGCAAGACAUGAAGGUAUUCCUAAACAUUCAGCACCCAGUACCAAAACCGCCUCAAAAAGAUCAAUUGCCUCCGAAGAUUACGUCGGAAAUAUACUUUGCGGCUCAAGUACCUGAUAGUAAACCCACUCCUGUGUAUACUGUACAUAUACCACCAGCAGAGUCUUCGUAUGGCAAUUCUUUACACGUGCCCCAAAAUGAACGUCAUGGCGAAACUCAUAGAGAUACAGCUAUUGGUUCCGGACAAGCCCAUGGCUCAGUACCUACUAAUUCAUCACCCACUUAUGCCAAUAAAUCUAUUGCCCAUAACGAGCAUGACAAGGGUACAUACACAGUCACACUUAAUACUGCAACCAACGUGGCUAGCAAUGUCGGUGACGUUGGACAAGUAGUCGGAUCCAGCGUACCAGUAGCAAUAGGCACUGCAUCUAAGUAUGGUGAUUUGAAUACAGAUAUACCAAUUUCAACCAACUUUGCUAUAAGAGUUGAAGACGAUGCUACAUCUCUGGAUACAUACAACUCACAAAGCAAUCAAAACACACCGAUAGUACACGAACAUGUUGGCUCGGUGAUUAAUGAUUAUAGUGAUACACUGAACAAAGUGUCUAUGGGAGAUAAUAGAUGGAAUACAACCUCGCCGGUUAAGAGUGAACAAACUAUUAAAAAUGAAUAUCAAGAUUAUUAUAACAGUCCAAACUCCAUUAAACCAAAUCAAAAUAAUGUUCCAAGUCCAUCAAUAUCUCCAUCUUUAAAUAGUCAUGCUAAUUUCCAUAUGACAAAUGACUUUACGACUCCAUUCAAUGAUUACAAUAACGUGAAACCAGUGACCGAAUAUGUUGAUGAUAUAAAAUCAAAUGACCAAAAGAGGCCUCCGAAGCUAAUACCAAACAUUCCAACCAACUCGCAUGGUUGGUAUUCAAGUAUUCCUCUUAAUGAAAAUACAUUAAACAGCAUAACACAAAUUAAAGUAGAAUCAACCACAAGAAAAAUUAUUCCGCUGCUCCCAGAUUACAAUAAAGACCUGCCUAACUUCGGUCAAAAAAUCUCAAGUGCAGGUAAACCACCAUCUGAAUUUUGGGGACAAGAUAAACCAUCUUUAACGCACCAUGGCAGACCUUUCAGUAAACCUAAUGAUUACACAGUAUUGUUUACGAGCCAACGGCCCAUCACCUCAAAACCCUACGGACCAAGUUAUAUACCAUCAAACUUUGGUGCUGUAAAACAACCUGCGUACGACAUACCCAUUCGAGAUAACAGCGACGAAACAACAACUGUGAAAUUCACCAGACCAACUACUACCACUACUACAGAAAAAAUUAAACCUGUAUUCGAAACCUCAGAAGAAAUAUAUGACGGCCAAGAAGAUACUGAUAAUAAUAACAGUGAGAUAGAUGGAGAAGUUAGUCAGGAAUCGAUGAAGGUGCCUAUUGUCAGUACUUCAAGUGACGUGGAGCACACUUCUAAAUCAACAACAGAACUAACUCUGCUGCAAGAUGAGAUGAUACCGUCUCAAGAAACUCCAAAAGAUAAAAAUGUGGAUCUAAUAGAUUUUAAUUCUGGAACUCAAACCGAAAAACCAUUUGGAUCCAAUAAUAGGACUUCGUUUUCGUCGAAUACGAUUAAACCCGUCUAUGAUCGUAAUCCAUAUGUGGAUCCAAGACCAUUUACGGUUAAUACUAUUACUACGUUAGAUCAUCAGUUACACCAACCGCAUUGGCAGAUUAACCAGAUGUUAGAAAAUUCAACUAAUAUUUCAUAUGAAGAGAACUUUGAGUUAAAUACUGGUGAAGAAAUGAGCACUAUCUCCACCACUAAACCAUCUACUACCCAUAAAGUGCCCUACUACAUGAACAACCACGAUGGUAAAUAUAGAAGACCACCUAGACCAGUUUUCUCUGCUCGGCCAAGCAACACAUCCCAUGACCCUAAUAAUAUUAUCACAUCUACAGUUCAUAUACAAGACAAGAAGCCCUUGAUUAUAGAAAAACCAAAUGAAAAGACAACAUUACCAUCAUUUACCAUUACAACAGAUUUAGACGUCAAUCGGACUUCGAGUGAAAUUAUCGAUUUAUCACCGCCGCCGCCAACAAUCGACUACAAUUUCAAGCCUUCAACGAACGAUGAAAUGAUUAUGGGAAUGAGUCCUCCACCUCCUAGAACUCCACCUGCUAUAAGACAACCAGGCAGAACUACUCCAAGGCCUAUUAGAACACCUCCUUCAUAUAAAACUCUGCCGCCUCGCACGUUGCCUCCGAGAACUUUGCCUCCUAGAACGACAACUCAAAGACCUACAAGAAAACCUGUCACGAGAGACGAAGUCUCAACUUAUAGACCUUCGUUCGAUAUUAAUAAUAUUAAACGUCCUGCUUACAACCGCGGUCAGCCUUCGUUGCAACUAUUACCUCCACCUCAAGAACCGUCGCGUGUCAUUGAAGUCAAUCCAGAACCAACAGAGAGACCAACACCUCCUUCUGUUAUCUUCCCCACACCUGUUUCUUCGGGAUGGUUAACAUCUUCAGGAAUUGAAUUUGCAUCAGGUUAUGACUUUGAACCUACCUCUAUACAAUUCCCUGGAACAGUAGUUCCCACUGUAAUUGCUCCAUGGCAUACUUCGUCAACCGAAAGAAGUUCAAACGAGGAAGCGUCUAGUGAACGUAAUGAUAACCUUAGUACAGAGAAACCUGUUACAGAAGAAAACACAUCAGAUUCUAGCAAAGAGGGUACUGAUAAUCAAUCUUCUGUCACGUUUGAACGACCUGUGUCCACAGAAUCCACCAGCAAAGAAUCACAAGAGGACGUUUCUACUGAAAGAAUCAAGUUUGGAACCGCAGGAUAUAGAAACAGAACUCGUAGGCCUUACCCAUCACGAGAUAGUACUAGUAAGUACAAAACGACCACAACAAAAAAACCUACCACAACAACGAAACCUGUAAGAACACGUCCAGAAAUUUUAUAUCCUACACGGCCUACACCUACUAAGAAGGUUCCAGUAAUCAGACCGAUUCCUCAGAGGCCUAUAACAAUUAGUCCAUCGAGCGUUAUUGAAAGUUCCGAAUCUCCAGUUGAAGAGAAUUUCAUUAAACCAACAGAAGUACUUAAAGAAAGCUCUUUGCCUUCUAUACAAGAAUUGGAGGCUUCAAACGUAAUAGAAAAAGUGCCACCAAGCGUAUAUACUCCUAUUACAGAAGGUAGCGUAGUUGUCAAGCCAACUCACCACGCUGGUAACGAAGUUAAGGUAUUUGAUGAGAUCAUACCAACAAAAACUGAAUUUAAGACUACGGUAGUAACUCUAACAAAGACGUUAUCUGAACCACCACAAAUUAUUUCAAGCAUUGGGUAUGUAAACUUAACUCAUACUCUUACUGUCACUCAUACAAAGACAAGUCUUGUAAGUCAAUCAGAAGGAGCUGUAACGCAAACGUUGAUAUUGACUAAUACACACACAUCAACUAUAGUAGACGUUGUCACUGAAGUCUAUACACAAGUCCAGCCAACUACCAUUAUUGAGACUGUAACCAAACAUAUUCCCAUAUCAUUAGACCCAACGCCGGUUGUAGAAGCGACCACUAAGACUAAAUUGGCUCUCGAUGAUGUUACUAUGUCUUCAGAAGAAACUGAAAACUUCAUCAUAAAAGAAAGUGAAACAACUGAAAAUAUACAAAAGAUUCAUACUGAAAGUGACAAUGAAAACGACACUUUCUUAAUAGUAAUGAAUAAAUCGCAGAAUGGUGGGCAGGCACCUCCUGUACAGACGGACGUUGAAACGGGCGAUUAUGAUGGAAUCACUAGAAAUGAACAAGUAAACAGCAAUGGAGUGUCACAAGUUCUAUUUGGUGAAAUUUUACUGGCUGGAACGCCAUACUUGGAAACUACAAACGUCGGCCAUCCUACCGGAUAUGGCAAAGAAUGUCAACCAGACUGCAAAGCGUCGAGGAACGAGCGUUGCCAGAGAAUCGAUGGACUCAUGAAGUGCGUGUGCAGACCAGGUUUCGCCAGGAUGUUCCCUGAUAGACCUUGCAAACCUACCUACACCUACUCCGUCAAGCUCGCCCUCGGCACCCAAGGCAACGAGCGUCUCCAUUUCCACGAAACCCUGGCGGACAACUCCAGCAAGCAAUAUCAGGCGUUAGCCCUGGCCACGCAUGAGGGCAUCAACAGGAUGAUCAUGCAGUCAGAUCUGAGGGACGUGUUCCAUGGAGUGCACAUCACGGGCUUCCAUCCGGUGGAGAUACGGAGUGAUGGGGAGUUGUACCAGGGAGUUAUGAACGACUUUUAUGUGCAGCUAUCCGACAACGCGCACGAGAGCCGCUUGAAGGAAGUGCUUGAGAAGUACCUCCGACACAACAACUACAGCCUUGGAGGAACCGACGUCCACGCCGCUGGAGAGUUGGUGGACAAGCUGGAAGUUAACGACUUCGACGAAUGCGUCAGCGGGCAGUUCCAUGACUGCUCUGAGCAUUCCCAGUGCUUCAACCUCCGCGGCACUUACACCUGCAGCUGUCUCGAGGGCUUCGCAGACUUGAGCGUCAACUCGCAGUACCCUGGUAGAAUAUGCUCUGCUGAACCGGUGGGAUGCGAGCGAUGCAACUACCACGGAGCGUGCUACUCCCGGGACGACCGCCGCGUGCUGUGCGAAUGCUUCCAGUGGUACGCGGGCAGCACAUGCCAUAUCAACCUGAAGGUGGUGCUGAUAUCCUUGGUUGUGGUUGGCGCGCUACUGACAGCCGUUCUAGCCGCAUGCGCCGUGAUAGCGUGUUCACGCCGCCCGCGCCCCCCACCUCGAUCUAUCGUCGCUUGCAUCCAGAGCAUGCCGGGACUUCACCAGGGUGCCAUGCCGUCGAAGCAGCGUGCCGAUCGAAGAGCCUUGAUCAGCGAGAGGGGAGCGGAUUCCGGAGACGCAUCGAGUGUACAGAAUGCCUCCCUUCCCUACAUGCCGGCUAAGAGACCGAGCAAGAAGACGGCGAUCUCGGAGCCGCCGGCGCACGACCCGCCGCCGCCGCCGGCGCCUGCAGUCAUGAUACCACGCGCACGCCUUCAUCCACACCACUCUGACAGCAGGGAGAACAUCGCAAGGAAGAAGAGUUUGGAGCUCAGCAGUGAAGCCAAGCUGAUCAGCUACCUGGAGUCAGGUGCCGUCAACAACAGUCAUUCCAAUGAUGAGAUGAGAAGAAAACACAGCAUGGAAUCAUCUUACAGUGCCAUGAAAGAGAGACAUAAUAAGCAAGGUGCAUUAGUAUCAGCUGGGUUCAAGGUCUCCACCACCAUCCGGCCCGACGAGCCCGUCAACCGCGACGACACGUCGUCUGUGCACAAGGACAUGGACGAUCUGCGGUUCGACUCGCUUAGGAAAUCUUACAGCCAAGAAGACUUAUCAGAAUGGACUGAUGCUGAGCGCCGACUUGGAGAAUUGACGUUAUCCGAGGCUCGUUCGGUCGGCGGGACUUUGCCAGCCAGCACAGGGCGAGCUGCGUCGUCUACUCGUCUAACACAUCAGGAGGCCAACACGAUGGCGGAGCGUGACCUGGGCUCCACCUUCCUACUGCCGCACGUGCACCUCUAUAAACCGGACCUAACGAGCGACGUAUCGGAGUUCGAUUCCCUGUGAAGACACUCAGUCAUUUAGAUUACUGUAAGACUUCAGAUUGUGGCGUGAAAUUGUACCACCAAAGUGAAGACUAAUGUUAUUUAUUUUAUGUUAUAAGUCGGGCACACGGUAUUGCCUGAACUUGGCCUUGCACUACCGCGUGCCUUGGUGCUUAAUAGACAACACGGAGGAUGGAAGGGACUGGAGAUGCUUAACCCUUGUUUUGGCAAUGUAU
Cydia fagiglandana is the source of this 8206-nucleotide messenger RNA. RefSeq lists its product as uncharacterized. Gene Ontology annotation, molecular function: calcium ion binding. The record is from RefSeq and is a predicted model, not a curated record. The transcript has 17 exons. NCBI's taxonomy places the organism in Eukaryota, Metazoa, Arthropoda, Insecta, Lepidoptera, Tortricidae. The coding region runs from base 88 to 7992 and encodes 2634 amino acids.